Manis pentadactyla (Chinese pangolin) is the source of this 4247-nucleotide messenger RNA. RefSeq names its product angiotensin-converting enzyme. Gene Ontology annotation, molecular function: peptidyl-dipeptidase activity; metallopeptidase activity. Gene Ontology annotation, cellular component: plasma membrane. The transcript has 25 exons. The coding region runs from base 59 to 3994 and encodes 1311 amino acids. NCBI's taxonomy places the organism in Eukaryota, Metazoa, Chordata, Mammalia, Pholidota, Manidae. Gene Ontology annotation, biological process: proteolysis. The record is from RefSeq and is a predicted model, not a curated record.
UUUAUAAUCCGCAGGGCGGGAGCGGCGCGGGAGAAGAGGCAGCGCCGCGCACCGCGCCAUGGGGGCCGCGCCGGGCCGUGCGGGGCCGGGGCAGCGGCCGCCGCGCCUGCCGCUGCUGACGCUGUUCCUCCUGCUGCGGCCGCCGCUGGUCGCGCUGGGAAUCGACCCGGCGCUGCUGCCCGGAAACUUUUCCGCGGACGAGGCCGGGGCGCAGCAAUUCGUGCAGAGCUUCAACUCGAGCGCCGAGCAGGUGCUAUUCCUGAGCACUAGCGCCAGCUGGGCUCACGACACCAACAUCAGCGACGAGAACGCGCGGCGCCAGGAGGAAGCGGCCCUGUUCAACCAGGAGUUUGCGGAGAUCUGGGGCCAGAAGGCCAAGGAGCUCUACGACCCAAUCUGGCAGAACUUCACUGAUCCGAUUCUGCGAAGGGUCAUCAGCGGUGUGCGCACUCUGGGCCCUGCCAACCUGCCCGUGGGGAAGCGGCAGCAGUACAACGCUCUGCUAAGCAGCAUGAACAGGAUCUAUUCCACUGCCAAGGUCUGCUUCCCCAACAAGACUGCCCUCUGCUGGUCCCUGGACCCAGAGCUCAUCCACAUCCUGGCCAUCUCGCGAAACUACGGGCUGCUGCUGUAUGCCUGGGAGGGCUGGCAUGAUGCUGCGGGCAUCCCGCUGAAACCCCUGUACCAGAACUUCACUGCCCUCAGCAACGAGGCUUACAGGAAGGAUGGCUUCUCAGACACGGGGGCCUACUGGCGCUCCUGGUAUGACUCACCCACCUUCGUGGAGGAUCUGGAACACAUCUAUCAUCAGUUAGAGCCCCUCUACCUGAACCUCCACGCAUAUGUCCGCCGCGCUCUGCACCACCGAUACGGAGACAGAUACAUCAACCUCAGGGGACCCAUCCCUGCUCACCUGCUGGGGGACAUGUGGGCCCAGAGCUGGGACAACAUCUAUGACAUGGUGGUGCCUUUCCCUGACAAGCCCAAUCUUGAUGUUACCAGUACUAUGGUACAGAAGGGCUGGAAUGUCACGCACAUGUUCCAGGUGGCAGAGGAAUUCUUCACGUCCCUGGGACUCUUGCCCAUGCCUCCUGAGUUUUGGGCAGAAUCCAUGCUGGAGAAACCAAAUGAUGGGCGUGAGGUGGUGUGCCACGCCUCUGCCUGGGACUUCUACAACAGGAAAGACUUCAGGAUCAAGCAGUGCACACGGGUCACUAUGGACCAGCUGUCCACGGUGCACCACGAGAUGGGCCACGUGCAGUACUACCUGCAGUACAAGGAGCAGCCCGUUUCCCUGCGCCAAGGUGCCAACCCUGGCUUCCACGAGGCCAUCGGGGAUGUGCUGGCCCUCUCCGUCUCCACACCUGCACACCUGCACAAAAUCGGCCUACUGGACCAUGUCACCAAUGACAUGGAAAGCGACAUCAACUACCUGUUAAAGAUGGCACUGGAAAAAAUUGCCUUCCUGCCCUUUGGCUACUUGGUGGACCAGUGGCGUUGGGGGGUCUUUAGUGGGCGUACCCCAUCUUCCCGCUACAACUUUGACUGGUGGUAUCUUCGAAUCAAAUAUCAGGGGAUCUGUCCUCCAGUUGUCCGAAAUGAAACCCACUUUGAUGCUGGUGCUAAGUUUCACGUCCCACACGUGACACCGUACAUCAGGUACUUUGUGAGUUUUGUCCUACAGUUCCAGUUCCACCAAGCCCUGUGCAAGGAGGCAGGCCACCAGGGCCCGCUGCACCAGUGUGACAUCUUCCAGUCCACCCAGGCGGGGGCCAAGCUCCGGGAGGCACUGCAGGCAGGCUCCUCACGGAACUGGCAGGAGGUGCUGAAGGAUAUGAUCGGCUCAGAUGCCCUGGAUGCUCAGCCACUGCUCAACUACUUCCAGCCCGUCAGCCAGUGGCUGCAGGAGCAGAACCGGAAGAACGGCGAGGUCCUGGGCUGGCCAGAAUAUCAGUGGCGGCCACCAAUGCCCAACAAUUACCCAGAGAGCAUUGGCCUGGUGACCGAUGAGGUUGAGGCCAGCAAGUUUCUGGAGGCCUAUGACCGGAAAUCCCAGGUGGUAUGGAACGAAUACGCUGAAGCCAACUGGAACUACAAUGUCAACAUCACCACAGAGACGAGCAAGAUCCUGCUGCAGAAGAACAUACAGAUGGCAAACCACACUGUCAAGUAUGGCACCUGGGCUAGGAACUUUGAUGUGACCAACUUCCAGAAUGCUACCUCAAAGCGGAUGAUAAAGAAGAUUCAGGACCUAGAGCAGGCAGCACUGCCGGUCAAGGAGCUGGAGGCGUACAACCAGAUCCUGCUGGACAUGGAAACCACUUACAGUGUGGCCUCUGUGUGCCAUGCCAAUGGCACUUGUCUGCAGCUAGAGCCUGAUCUGACGAGUCUGAUGGCCACCUCCCGGAAACACGACGAACUGCUGUGGGCCUGGAAGGGCUGGAGAGACAAGGCAGGGAGAGCCAUCCUCCCUUUCUUCCCCAAAUACGUGGAACUCACCAACAAGGCUGCCCGGCUCAAUGGCUACGUAGACGCAGGCGAUUCGUGGAGAUCUAUGUACGAGAUGCCAUCCCUGGAGCGCGACCUGGAGCAGCUCUUCCAGGAGCUACAGCCGCUCUACCUGAACCUGCACGCCUACGUGCGCCGGGCCCUGCACCGCCACUACGGGCCGGCGCUCAUCAACCUGGAGGGCCCCAUCCCCGCUCAUCUGCUGGGGAACAUGUGGGCGCAGACCUGGUCCAACAUCUAUGACCUGGUGGUACCCUUCCCUUCAGCUCCCAAGCUGGAUGCCACAGAAGCCAUGAUAAAACAGGGCUGGACACCCAGAAGGAUGUUUGAGGAAGCAGACAAAUUCUUCACCUCCCUGGGGCUGCUUCCUGUGCCCCCCACAUUCUGGAACAGGUCGAUGCUGGAGAAGCCGACUGAUGGGCGGGAGGUAGUGUGCCAUGCCUCUGCCUGGGACUUCUACAACGGCAAGGACUUUAGGAUCAAGCAGUGCACUGCUGUGAACAUGGAGGACCUGGUGGUUGCCCACCACGAAAUGGGCCACGUACAGUACUUCAUGCAGUACAAGGACUUGCCUGUGACCUUCCGGGAGGGUGCCAACCCCGGCUUUCAUGAAGCCAUUGGGGACGUGCUGGCCCUCUCGGUGUCUACUCCCAAGCACCUACACAGCAUCAACCUGCUGAGUAGCGAGGGUAGUGGCUACGAGCAAGACAUCAACUUUCUGAUGAAGAUGGCGCUUGACAAGAUCGCCUUCAUCCCCUUCAGCUACCUUGUCGACCAGUGGCGCUGGAGGGUGUUUGACGGAAGCAUCACCAAGGAGAACUACAACCAGGAGUGGUGGAGCCUCAGGCUGAAGUACCAGGGCCUCUGUCCUCCACUGGCCAGGUCUCAAGGUGACUUUGACCCAGGGGCCAAGUUCCACAUUCCUUCAAGUGUGCCUUAUAUCAGGUACUUUGUUGGCUUCGUCAUCCAGUUCCAGUUCCACGAGGCGCUAUGUCAGGCGGCAGGCCACGAGGGGCCCCUGCACACGUGUGACAUCUACCAAUCAAAGGCGGCAGGGAAGCGCCUGGCGGAUGCCCUGAAGCUGGGCUUCAGCAAGCCGUGGCCAGAAGCCAUGCAGCUGAUCACGGGCCAGCCCAACAUGUCCGCCGCAGCCAUGAUGAGCUACUUCAAGCCGCUGCUGGACUGGCUCCUCACUGAAAAUGGGCGGCACGGGGAGAAGCUGGGCUGGCCUCAGUACAACUGGACACCAGACUCCGCUCGCUCGGAAGGCUCCUUCCUGGGCACCGGCCGCACCAACUUCCUGGGCCUGGACCUGGAGGAGCAGCAGGCCCGCGUGGGCCAGUGGGUGCUGCUUUUCCUGGGCGUCACCCUGCUGGUGGCCACUUUGGCCCUCACGCAGCGGCUCCUCAGCCUCCGCCGUCACCGCCUCCUCCAGCCCCACCAUGGGCCCCAGUUCGGCUCUGAGGUGGAGCUAAGACACUCCUGAGGCGACGGGACUGGGCCAGGCCAGGCCUCCCCGCAGAGCGACCAGCAGCAGGCCUGGCCGUGGAGUGGGCCAGACCGCCACUCCCCUCGUGGCGCACCCCAGCCCGCCCUCCUCCUCCCCCCGCCCCACCCCUCCCCACUCCACCCCAGACCACGAACCCCUGCAGCUCCUGCCCCCCAAUCCCAGGCCACCUAACGUGGAGUCCCUCCCAGUCUCUGUGAAUACAAUUAAAGGUCCUGCCGUCCCCCUCUGA